Molecule: messenger RNA, 996 nt
Organism: Anoplopoma fimbria (sablefish)
Lineage: Eukaryota; Metazoa; Chordata; Actinopteri; Perciformes; Anoplopomatidae
Gene: lhx6b
Product: LIM homeobox 6b
Exons: 9
Coding region: 1-996 (331 amino acids)
Biological process (GO): forebrain neuron development; regulation of transcription by RNA polymerase II; neuron differentiation
Cellular component (GO): nucleus
Molecular function (GO): DNA-binding transcription factor activity, RNA polymerase II-specific; RNA polymerase II transcription regulatory region sequence-specific DNA binding
Source: RefSeq, a predicted model, not a curated record
AUGUGCAGAGCGAGCUCCAUCUUCUCUCCGAAUAGGCAGCGUUCAAGACCCGAAGAUGGGCUGGAUCUUCAGUCUAAGUCGGAGGUGAAGAAGGAGACCGGUGAGUCCAGCCCGUCGGAGGCCGCCUGCCUCUGCUCUCCGGCGGCCAAGAACGAGUGUGCGAGCUGCGGCAUGGAGAUCCAUGACCGAUACCUGCUGAAGGUGAACAACCUGAGCUGGCACUUGGGCUGUCUGCAGUGUUCAGUGUGCAGAGCGUCUCUGCGCCAACACAACAGCUGCUACGUUAAAAACAAAGAGAUCUUCUGCAAACUGGAUUACUUCAGUAGGUUCGGCACUAAGUGUGGCCAGUGUGGCCGGCAGGUGUACGCCAGCGACUGGGUGCGGCGUGCUCGGGGCAGCGUGUACCACCUGGCCUGUUUCGCCUGUUUCUCCUGCAAGAGGCAGCUGUCCACCGGGGAGGAGUUCGGUCUGGUGGAGGGCCGGGUGCUCUGCCGAAGCCACUACGACGUCAUGCUGGACAACCUCCGCCGAGCUGCAGAAAACGGGACAGGACUCACUCUGGAGGGAGCGCUGCCCUCGGACCAGGACUGCCAACCAAAACCAGCCAAGAGGGCGCGGACAUCGUUCACUGCUGAGCAACUGCAGGUGAUGCAGUCUCAGUUCGCCCAGGACAACAACCCUGACGCUCAGACUCUACAGAAACUGGCAGAAAUGACGGGACUGAGCAGACGAGUCAUACAGGUUUGGUUUCAGAACUGCCGAGCUCGACACAAAAAGCAGCCGCCUCUGAGCGGCUUCUCUCAGAGCGCUCCGAUGUCCAGGAUGCCUCCGUCGCUGCCGGACGACAUCCACUAUUCACCGUUCAGCAGCCCCGACCGACCACAUCUGCUGGCCCUGCACGGAUACCUGGACACUCAUCCCUUCUCCGUCCUCGCCGCCCCCGGACACCUGACCCAUCCGUCCAUCUCUUUACCACAGCUUCCCAUCAGCCGCUGA